AUGACCACCUGCAGCCGCCAGUUCACCUCCUCCAGCUCCAUGAAGGGCUCCUGUGGCAUUGGUGGUGGCAUCGGCGGCGGCUCCAGCCGCAUCUCCUCUGUCCUGACUGGAGGAUCCUAUCGGGCCCCCAGCACCUACGGGGGCCUGUCGGUCUCCUCCUCCCGCUUCUCCUCCGGGGGAGCCUGCGGGAUUGGAGGCGGCUAUGGCGGCGGCUUCAGCAGCGGCAGCAGCAGCUUUGGUGGGGCCCUGGGUGGCGGCUUUGGUGGGGGAUAUGGUGGUGGCCUGGGUGCCGGCUUCGGCGGUGCCUUGGGUGCUGGCUUCGGUGGUGGUUUAGGUGGUGGUGAUGGGCUCCUAGUGGGCAGUGAGAAGAUCACCAUGCAGAACCUCAACGACCGCCUGGCCUCCUACCUGGACAAGGUGCGUGCCCUGGAGGAGGCCAACACCGACCUGGAGGUGAAGAUCCGUGACUGGUACCAGAAGCAGCGGCCUGCCGAGACCAGGGAUUAUACCCCCUACUUCAACACCAUCGAGGACCUGCGGAACAAGAUCAUUGCAGCCAACAUUGAUAAUUCCAACAUCGUCCUGCAGAUUGACAAUGCCCGCCUGGCCGCUGAUGACUUCCGCACCAAGUUUGAGACGGAGCAGGCCCUGCGCAUGAGCGUGGAGGCUGACAUCAACGGCCUGCGCAGGGUGCUGGACGAGCUGACCCUGGCCAGGGCCGACCUGGAGAUGCAGAUUGAAAGCCUGAAGGAGGAGCUGGCCUACCUGAGGAAGAACCACGAGGAGGAGAUGAAGUCCCUGCAAGGCCAUGUGGGUGGAGACGUCAACGUGGAGAUGGACGCGGCCCCCGGCGUGGACCUGAGCCGUAUUCUGAACGAGAUGCGCGACCAGUACGAGAAGAUGGCGGAGAAGAACCGCAAGGACGCCGAGGACUGGUUCUUCAGCAAGACAGAGGAGCUGAACCGCGAGGUGGCCACCAACAGCGAGCUGGUGCAGAGUGGCAAGAGCGAGAUCUCUGAGCUCCGGCGCACUAUUCAGAACCUAGAGAUCGAGCUGCAGUCCCAGCUCAGCAUGAAAGCAUCCCUGGAGAACAGCCUGGAGGAGACCAAAGGCCGCUACUGUAUGCAGCUGGCCCAGAUCCAGGAGAUGAUCGGCAGCGUGGAGGAGCAGCUGGCCCAGCUGCGCUGCGAGAUGGAGCAGCAGAGCCAGGAAUACAAGAUCCUGCUGGACGUGAAGACGCGGCUGGAGCAGGAGAUCGCCACCUACCGCCGCCUGCUGGAGGGCGAGGAUGCCCAUCUUGCCACUUUGUUUCUUCACAGCCUCUCCUCCCAGUUCUCCUCUGGCUCUCAGUCCUCCAGAGAUGUGACCUCUUCCAGCCGCCAGGUCCGCACCAAGGUUGUGGAUGUGCAUGAUGGCAAGGUGGUGUCCACCCACGAGCAGAUCCUUCGCACCAAGAACUAAGGCUGUCCAGCACUGCUUAAGCCUAGGAGGUUCCUUGCUGUGGAUACAGACUUCCCCUGGGGAUCCCCUCUCCUGUCCCCAAGCACUCACACCUGGGCCUUGUUUCAGCCUUGCCCUCUCCUGGCAAUCAAUAAAGCUUCAUUUUCUGAGUUGCAUAA
Molecule: messenger RNA, 1619 nt
Organism: Choloepus didactylus (southern two-toed sloth)
Lineage: Eukaryota; Metazoa; Chordata; Mammalia; Pilosa; Megalonychidae
Product: keratin, type I cytoskeletal 14
Exons: 8
Coding region: 1-1461 (486 amino acids)
Cellular component (GO): keratin filament
Molecular function (GO): structural molecule activity
Source: RefSeq, a predicted model, not a curated record